This is a messenger RNA of Eufriesea mexicana, 1862 nucleotides long. It is a transcript of the gene Pdhb, whose product is annotated as Pyruvate dehydrogenase E1 beta subunit. Gene Ontology annotation, molecular function: pyruvate dehydrogenase (acetyl-transferring) activity. Gene Ontology annotation, biological process: pyruvate decarboxylation to acetyl-CoA. The transcript is spliced from 5 exons. Gene Ontology annotation, cellular component: pyruvate dehydrogenase complex. NCBI's taxonomy places the organism in Eukaryota, Metazoa, Arthropoda, Insecta, Hymenoptera, Apidae. The coding region runs from base 190 to 1251 and encodes 353 amino acids. The record is from RefSeq and is a predicted model, not a curated record.
CAAACAUGUUUCAUAAGAGUUCACUUACUGACCUUGAGCUGCUCUCGUACUGUUCCGUAUUUCGAUCUAUGGCAAAGACAAAAUUACGAACCAGAGGCCCUAGUGACACACGUGAAUAACGAUUAAGAGCAAUUGAAACGAUUAAAACGAUAAAAAAUUGAAAGAUUACCAGACGAUUAGCGGCCUACAAUGUUUUCGUCAGUGGCAAGGAGGAUUGUUGGGCGUUCGUUUUCAACGACGAAAUGGAGUGCCGCACAGCAGAUGACCGUACGAGAUGCUUUGAACUCGGCACUGGACGAAGAAAUGGAAAGAGACGAAAAAGUAUUUUUACUUGGUGAAGAAGUAGCAUUAUACGACGGAGCAUAUAAAGUUUCUAGAGGCCUCUGGAAAAAAUAUGGUGACAAGCGUGUCAUCGAUACUCCCAUUACUGAAGCUGGAUUUACUGGUAUAGCUGUUGGAGCUGCUAUGGCUGGUUUACGUCCUGUAUGCGAAUUUAUGACAUUUAAUUUUUCUAUGCAAGCAAUCGAUCAAAUUAUCAAUUCUGCUGCCAAGACAUUUUACAUGUCUGCUGGCAGGGUAAAUGUACCAGUUGUUUUUCGUGGACCCAAUGGAGCAGCAGCAGGUGUAGCAGCGCAACAUUCUCAGUGUUUUGGGGCCUGGUAUAGCCACUGCCCUGGUUUAAAGGUAGUAUCACCCUAUAACAGCGAAGAUGCAAAAGGAUUAUUAAAAGCUGCCAUUCGAGAUCCUGACCCGGUUGUUGUAUUAGAAAAUGAAAUAUUAUAUGGUGUUCAAUAUCCUAUGUCAGACGAGGCUUUGUCAAAAAACUUUCUCUUACCAAUUGGUAAGGCAAAAAUUGAACGUGUUGGCAAACACGUUACGUUAGUAGCACAUUCCAAAGCAGUUGAGCAAGCUCUUGAAGCAGCGAAUGAACUUGCCGGCAAAGGAAUAGAAGCAGAAGUAAUAAAUCUUAGGUCUUUGAGACCAUUAGACAUAGACACCAUUGUACAGUCGGUAAUGAAAACGAAUUAUAUCUUAACCGUGGAACAAGGUUGGCCACAUUGUGGUAUCGGAGCGGAGAUUAGUGCUAAAAUUUCAGAGAGUGAAGCAUUCUAUCAUCUUGACGCACCGGUAAUUCGUAUUACGGGCGUUGAUACGCCUAUGCCUUAUGCGAAAACAUUGGAAAGCGCAUCUUUGCCGACAAUGAACGAUAUAGUUUAUGCAGUAAAUAAAGUACUAGGUUUGGCAGAAUAGAUAUUUAUAUAAAUCUUUAGGUAAAAUUUGAAUUUCCCGUUUAUCUCCCCCUCGAGUUUUACGCGGUUUUUGUAUCCCUUCACAUUACGGCCUCCUGUACAUUUCUUAUGAAGUAGAAUAUAAGUAUAAUAUUUAACAGUGAUAAGAUAAUUAAUAGAAUGUUAUUUCACUGACAAAAAAGAAAUUCAGUUUACAGUACUUGUACAUUAUAUUUGUAAAUGUACAUAUACUUAGAAAUUAAUGUGUUUGAUCUUAUUAUGUGCAAGCAUGUAUACCUGUACAUAUGCGUGUGUGUACGUUCGAAAUAAUAUAUUUGUAAGAGAUUCAGCAAAUACCAAGGUAGCUUUUAAAUUUUUAUGACGUUCGAAUAAAUUAAUUAACAAUAUAACGGUUGUCUAUUAAGACGAAUUAGCAUCGUUACUUUUGAAAUAUCCGAGUACCCUUCUUCGCACAUGAGAGAAAGAUCAUAAAAAUACUGCCAUUUAUAUAUUUAAAUGCUACUAAGAAUUACAUCUCUCACUUCAAAAUAUCUAAAAAAAAUAAACAGGUAAAAUUGUAAAUUCUUAGUGUGUAUGAAUUGAACAAAUAAACAUGCUGCAUUUGUUUAUUAA